AUGUCGUCCCCUGUUCCACCAAUCUCAGAAUCUGGUCUUCCUGAAGGCUGGGAAAUCAGACAGUCGCGGUCGCGCAACCUGCCGUACUAUCACAACCCGGCCACAGGAGAGUCGCUGUGGGAACCCCCCGCCAACACUGACACAGAGAAACUCAAGACGUACAUGUCUAAGUACCACUCCAAAGCUUCGGUCCCUCCUGCCCCGCCAUCAACAAAUGGCGAGAAGAUUCGUGCAAGCCACUUACUCAUCAAGCACAAGGAUUCUCGUAGACCAUCAUCUUGGAAAGAAAAGGAAAUCACUCGAACAAAGGAAGAGGCCUUGUCUACUCUGUUAGGCCAUGAAGCCCGGAUUCGUUCGGGUGCAAUGUCUCUUGGUGAAAUCGCUACAAAGGAAUCUGAUUGCUCUAGCGCUCGCAAGGGCGGUGAUCUCGGCUACUUUGAGCGUGGAGUCAUGCAAAAAGAGUUUGAAGAUGCUGCUUUUGCCCUCAAACCCGGCGAGGUCAGCCAUGUUGUUGAAACAUCUAGCGGGUACCACUUGAUAGAGAGAACGGCUUAA
Messenger RNA from Magnusiomyces paraingens, 555 nucleotides. RefSeq lists its product as uncharacterized. The record is from RefSeq and is a predicted model, not a curated record. Bases 1 to 555 code for a protein of 184 amino acids. Lineage: Eukaryota; Fungi; Ascomycota; Dipodascomycetes; Dipodascales; Dipodascaceae. The transcript is spliced from 2 exons. Gene Ontology annotation, molecular function: protein binding; peptidyl-prolyl cis-trans isomerase activity. Gene Ontology annotation, cellular component: nucleus; cytosol.